AUGUUUUUAUUUUUCUCAAUAGGAAUUUUAAAUUGUUGUGUGGCAUACAAUGUUGGUCUCCCAGAAGCAAAAAUAUUUUCCGGUCCUUCAAGUGAACAGUUUGGCUAUGCAGUGCAGCAGUUUAUAAAUCCAAAGGGAAACUGGUUACUGGUUGGUUCACCUUGGAGUGGCUUUCCUGAGAACCGAAUGGGAGAUGUGUAUAAAUGUCCUGUUGAUCAAUCCACUGUUACUUGUGAAAAACUGAAUUUACAGACUUCUACCAGCAUUUCAAACGUUACUGAGAUGAAAACCAACAUGAGCCUCGGAUUGACCCUCACAAGGAACAUGGGAACCGGAGGGUUUCUCACAUGUGGUCCGCUGUGGGCACAGCAGUGUGGAAAUCAGUAUUACACCACUGGAGUUUGUUCUGAGGUCAGUCCCGAUUUUCAGCACUUGGCCAGCUUUUCACCUGCAGUUCAGACCUGUCCUUCCCUCAUAGAUGUUGUGGUUGUAUGUGAUGAAUCCAACAGUAUUUAUCCAUGGGAUGCAGUCAAGAAUUUUUUAGAAAAAUUUGUACAAGGCUUGGAUAUAGGCCCCACAAAGACACAGGUGGGGUUAAUUCAAUAUGGCAAUGAUCCAAGAGUUGUAUUUAACUUGAAUACUUAUAAAACCAAAGCUGAAAUGAUUGAAGCAACAUCCCGCACGUACCAACAUGGUGGGACACUCACAAAUACAUUCAAAGCAAUACAAUAUGCAAGAGAUUUUGCUUAUUCAGCAGCGGCUGGCGGACGCCCAAGUGCUACCAAAGUAAUGGUGGUUGUCACUGAUGGUGAAUCACACGAUGGUUCAAUGUUGAAAACAGUAAUUGAUCAAUGCAACAAUGACAAUAUACUGAGAUUUGGCAUAGCAGUUCUUGGAUACUUAAACAGAAAUGCCCUUGAUACUAAAAAUUUAAUAAAAGAAAUAAAAGCAAUUGCCAGUGUUCCAACAGAAAGAUACUUUUUCAAUGUGUCUGAUGAAGCAGCUCUACUAGAAAAGGCUGGGACAUUAGGAGAACAAAUUUUCAGCAUUGAAGGUACUGUUCAAGGAGGAGACAACUUCCAGAUGGAAAUGUCUCAAGUGGGAUUCAGCGCAGAUUACUCUCCUCAAAAUGAUAUUCUGAUGCUGGGUGCAGUGGGAGCUUAUGGCUGGAGUGGCACUUUUGUCCAGCAGACAUCUCAUGGACAUUCUAUCUUUCCUAAAGAAGCCUUUGAGCAAAUUCUGCAAGAUAGAAACCAUAGUUCAUAUUUAGGUUACUCCGUGGCUGCAAUUUCUACUGGAAAAAAUACCCACUUUGUUGCUGGUGCUCCUCGGGCAAAUUAUACUGGCCAGAUAGUGCUAUACCAUGUUAACAAGGAUGGCAAUGUCACAAUUAUUCAGCCUCACAGAGGUGACCAGAUCGGUUCCUAUUUUGGUAGUGUGCUGUGUCCAGUGGAUGUAGACAGAGACACCAUUACAGACGUACUGUUAGUAGGUGCACCAAUGUACAUGAAUGAUGUAAAGAAAGAGGAAGGACGAGUCUACCUAUUUACUAUUACAAAGGGCAUUUUGAAUCAUCACCAAUUUCUUGAAGGCCCUGAGGGUUUUGAAAAUGCUCGGUUUGGCUCAGCAAUCGCAGCCCUUUCAGACAUCAAUAUGGAUGGCUUCAAUGAUGUGAUAGUUGGUUCACCUUUAGAGAAUGAGAACUCUGGAGCUGUGUAUAUCUACAAUGGUCAUCAGAGUACCAUUCGCACGAAGUAUUCCCAGAAAAUCUUGGGAUCUGACCGAGCCUUUAACAGUCAUCUCCAGUACUUUGGGAGGUCCUUAGAUGGUUAUGGAGAUUUAAAUGGGGAUUCCAUCACUGAUGUGUCCAUUGGUGCCUUUGGACAAGUAGUUCAACUGUGGUCACAGAGUAUUGCUGAUGUAUCUGUGGAAGCUUUUUUCACACCAAAAAAAAUCACUUUAUUCAACAAGAAUGCUGAAAUUAUUCUUAAACUCUGUUUCAGUGCAAAAUUUAGACCUACUAAGCAAAACAAUCAAGUGGCUAUUACAUACAACGUCACCCUCGAUGCAGAUCGAUUUUCAUCCAGAGUGACCUCCAGGGGAUUAUUUAACGAAAAUAAUGAAAGGUUCCUGCAGAAGAAUACGGUAGUGAAACAAGCACAGAGUUGCUCUGAGCACACCAUCCACAUACAGGAGCCCUCUGAUGUUGUCAGCCCUUUGGACCUGCGUGUGAACAUCAGCCUGGAGAACCCUGGCACUAGUCCUGCACUUGAAGCCUAUUCUGAGACAGCCAAGGUCUUCAGUAUUCCUUUCUAUAAAGACUGUGGUGAUGAUGGACUUUGCAUCUCUGAUCUAGUUCUCAAUGUUCAACAGCUGCCAGCUGAUCAAAAACAACCCUUUAUUGUCAGCAACCAAAAUAAAAGGUUAGCAUUUUCAGUAACACUGAAAAACAAACAGGAGAGUGCAUACAACACAAGAAUUGUUGCUGCUUUCUCAGAAAACUUGUUUUUUGCUUCAUCUUCCAUGCCGGUUGAUGGGACAGAAGUCACAUGCCAGAUUGAUUCAUCUCAGCAAUCUGUUACCUGCAAUGUAGGAUACCCUGCUUUAAAGAGGAAACAGCAGGUGACUUUUACUAUUAACUUCGACUUCAAUCUUCAAAACCCUCAGAAUCAGGCAUCUGUCAGUUUCCAAGCCUUAAGUGAAAGCCAGGAGGAAAAUAAUGCAGAUAAUUUGGUCACUUUCAAAAUUCCUCUGCUGCAUGAUGCCGAAAUUCACUUAACAAGAUCUACCAGCAUAAAUUUUUAUGAAGUUUCUUCAGAUGGUAAAGUUCCUUCCAUCAUGCAUAACUUUGAAGAUAUUGGUCCAAAAUUCAUCUUCUCUCUUAAGGUAACAACAGGAAGUGUUCCAGUAAGUAUGGCAUAUGUAACCAUCCACAUCCCUCAAUAUACCAAAGAAAAGAACCCACUGAUGUAUCUGAUUGGCAUGCACACAGACCAGGCUGGUGACAUCAGUUGCAAUGCAGAAAUAAAUCCACUGAAAAUAGGACAAGCAUCAUCUUCUGUAUCUUUCAAGAAUGAAAAUUUCCAGCACAUAAAAGAAUUGAACUGUAGAACUGCUUCAUGUGGUAAUGUUACCUGCUGGCUGAAAGACCUUCAGGUGAAAGGAGAAUACUUCGUUAAUGUGUCCACUCGAAUUUGGAAUGGGACUUUUGCAGCAUCAACUUUCCAGACAGUACAGCUGAUGGCAUCUGCUGAAAUUGACACCUAUAAUCCUCAAAUAUAUGUGAUUGAAGAAAACACCGUCACAAUUCCUGUUACGAUAAUGAAGCCUGGUGAAAAAGCUGAAGUACCAACAGGAGUUAUCAUAGGAAGUGUAAUUGCUGGAAUCCUUUUGCUCUUAGCUCUGGUUGCAGUUUUAUGGAAGCUUGGCUUCUUCAAAAGAAAAUAUGAAAAAAUGAGCAAGAAUCCAGAAGAGAUCGAUGAGACAGCAGAACUAAACAGCUGA
Orycteropus afer afer is the source of this 3504-nucleotide messenger RNA. RefSeq names its product integrin subunit alpha 2 (gene ITGA2). Gene Ontology annotation, biological process: integrin-mediated signaling pathway; cell adhesion mediated by integrin; cell-matrix adhesion. NCBI's taxonomy places the organism in Eukaryota, Metazoa, Chordata, Mammalia, Tubulidentata, Orycteropodidae. The transcript has 29 exons. Gene Ontology annotation, cellular component: integrin complex; external side of plasma membrane. Gene Ontology annotation, molecular function: integrin binding. The coding region runs from base 1 to 3504 and encodes 1167 amino acids. The record is from RefSeq and is a predicted model, not a curated record.